Messenger RNA from Branchiostoma belcheri (Belcher's lancelet), 1219 nucleotides. Its product is annotated as histone H3.3. Gene Ontology annotation, molecular function: structural constituent of chromatin; protein heterodimerization activity; DNA binding. The record is from RefSeq and is a predicted model, not a curated record. Gene Ontology annotation, cellular component: nucleosome. NCBI's taxonomy places the organism in Eukaryota, Metazoa, Chordata, Leptocardii, Amphioxiformes, Branchiostomatidae. Bases 153 to 563 code for a protein of 136 amino acids. The transcript has 3 exons.
AAUUUAGUCACAUGACUAUACGUCACGGGUGGUAUAAAUACUGUCAGGAAAUUGUCACAUUAUUCCUGUCUGGCCGGAGAAUUUGACUUCAGCCUUUGUGCUAUCUUUCAGUUUUUCAGGUUCGUCGCUAGUCGGUUCACCAAAGCUCAGAAAUGGCACGUACGAAGCAGACCGCCCGUAAGUCAACUGGAGGUAAGGCUCCAAGGAAGCAGCUGGCCACCAAGGCCGCUCGUAAGAGUGCACCGUCCACGGGAGGCGUGAAGAAGCCCCAUCGUUACAGGCCCGGUACCGUCGCCCUUCGUGAGAUCCGUCGUUACCAGAAGUCCACCGAGCUGCUCAUCCGCAAGCUGCCCUUCCAGCGUCUGGUUCGUGAGAUCGCCCAGGACUUCAAGACGGAUCUCCGGUUUCAGAGCGCAGCCAUCGGCGCGUUACAGGAGGCUAGUGAAGCAUACCUGGUAGGUCUGUUUGAGGAUACCAACCUGUGCGCCAUCCACGCCAAACGUGUGACCAUCAUGCCCAAGGACAUUCAGCUGGCACGACGUAUCCGUGGCGAGCGGGCAUAGAAACAUCCCUUCCACCAUCAUCUGUAGAUAUCAGUGUUAGUGUGUCAUGUAGAUCAUUGAGCGGAGACAGGAACUCUUUACAAACUGUAGUUUUAGACCCAGAUCCAUAAUUUUUAUACCAUGGUGAUCAUGAAGCAUUUUGAACUUUGAAACGUGAUUGAGGUGCAAACUUUUUUAUUAUGUGUAUGUAUUUAGAGGACUCUUUCAAAUGAGCGCAUCCUGACACCUGCCAAAUGCUUAUGUCUCAGAAUGAGCUGAUUCUGAAUAAUUAAGUGUUGUAUAUGUAUUUACUGCCAAAGAAACCAUGGGUCUGUUGGAUGUUACUCUAUUAAAAGUUAACCCAUGGUUUCUUUGUCCUUCUAUAAGAUGACAUGUAUUCUGACGUCCUGUCAACUGUAUAUUGUACUUAGUGUGCACUAUUAGAUCUGUCAACUGUAUACUCUCGUCCACAUAAAGACGCGAAGUCAAGGAUUGCAGGUUAGAUUUCUAUGACAAUUUCCUGUGUGACACUGGCAGCUUUGAGACUACAACAAAAUCAGGUUUUACUACAUCAGCCUCCCACUAAGUGCUGAGGUACUGGUACCUUCUUGUCACUUCUGUGUUGUCUUUCGCAUCUGUGUAGAUGUCUGUAAUAAACAUAUUCACCUUCCACACUA